AUGGCCACAUCAAAGGACGAAAUCACUGUCUCAAGCAACCAAGGCUUGUCAAAACACGUUACUGAAGUGGCCACUCUUCUUACUUCCUCUACAGGAGCGAACAAAAAUAUUUUAUUCGAUGGGGAUUUAUUUUUAAAAAAUUAUAUAUAAAUUUUUAGUACAAAUUUUUGUUGAAAUUGGAAAGCAAAAAUUAAAUUAUUUGUAAAAUUUUUGUUUUAAAAUGCAAGCUGCUUAAAAUUUAACAGAAUUAGCAGGAGAUUUCAUUGUAAUAAUUAUCACUUAUAUAUCAAAAUAUUUUUUAUAAAACAUUUUUGUUUUGGAGAGGUGGGAAGGGUAGCGAAAAAAGAGAAGCUAAAAUUACUGCUAUUAACUUAGCCAUUCCUCAAGCUCUCAACCUUGUAGAACUCAUCAAGCACCGUGUCAAAGGUCUUUAUCAGCUCAACUCCUUUGAGCGUGUCCCAAACAGCAACAAGACCAGAGUCACUUUUCUUUUAAGUUUGGACCCACUUGAUUCAAGGAAAGAAGGCUACCAACCUCCAAUUGCAGAGUCUGAAGUCCAAGAAAAGAGUCUUGAAGAGCUCAAACAGGCCCCACCAAGACAAGAAAGAAAACCUCAAGAAGGAACAGCCACAUCUAGACCAAGAGGAUCAAGAGGUGGCAGAAGAGGAAGCCGAUCAGGUGGCAGACAGCCAAGAGGUGGAAGCAGAGGAGAAAGACCUGAGACUACUAAAAGAGCUCCUCAAGAAGGAAGACGAAAAGUUGAAGACUCUGAAGAGCGCAAAGAAAGAUCUCCAAGGAGAAACGAAUGGCAGAGCAAGAGACCUGAAGGAAAAGAAAGUACCAAACGAGAAGAAACCUCAGGCAAGGACGAAGGAUACCAAAGCAGAGAAGGAGGAAGACCUCAAGGCAGAAGACCACGUGGAAGAGGAAACUUCGGAGGCAACAGACCCCCAAGAACCCAAAACCCUGACUUCAAGCCUAGAACUAGAAGAGCUCCAGAAAUGGAAAAAUAUACCAGAGCUCUUAGAAACCCAGCAGAAUCUACUAAAGCUCCAAACGAAGUCUUAAUCAAUGCAAGAGCCCAUCCUAAUAUUUUUAUCAGAGAAGCUUUAUUGUUGUUCAGACAAGAGAACUUAAGAACUAUUAUUAUUAAAGCUAGCGGCUCAGCACUCCCUAAGGCAGUUAAGGUUGUAGAAGAAAUCAAGAGGUAUGAGGCUGGACUUCACCAGUUAAAUAAGCUCAGCAAGAGAAGCGUUAAAGAUGUAUUCACUCCAAAAGAGCCAGGACUUGAUGAGGUAGUCAAAGAAAGAGAUAUUGACGGGUUUGAAAUUACUCUUACUAAAGAUGCACCAGACGUUAAAAACACUGGGUAUCAGGCACCUCUACCUGCCAGUGAAGUCAGAGAAAUUAGCAUAGAAGAAAUACAAAAACUUUAA
Blepharisma stoltei is the source of this 1436-nucleotide messenger RNA. Lineage: Eukaryota; Ciliophora; Heterotrichea; Heterotrichida; Blepharismidae. The record is from the annotation of a GenBank genome assembly.